AACUGAAGUGAAUGGUGAAAAAAGAAGAACAAAACUAACAGGAAGAACCUUUCAGAAGCAUUAAGAAUAAAAAGCAUCUGCUCAGGAAUAAGGACAUCCAGGAGAGUGGAGUGUGAUAAGCAAGCAGUGUGCAGUACAGUGGACUCUGAUAGCAACUGAGUGAGGAGCGGUUGGGAAAGUGAGGGUGAGAGUGAGUUCCACCAAAACCGGGAGGAAGAAGGGAAUAUCUUGGAAGUGACACCCACGCAGAUGAAAAUUUUACUCCUACAUAAAAGUGGUGGAAUCAACUAAGGGAGAAAUAUUUCAACUAUUUCAACCAAAUAGUGCAAUAAUAACAAGUGAUAAAACGCAUUCCAAGGGAAGGCAUUCCUCAACAAAAGUAAUUGAAUCUCAGCUGAAGAUCAGUGUGGCAAUAGUUAAGGUUUUUCAAACAACUCUCAGUUCAACUGCUGAAAGUUCAAGUGUGUUCAGUGUAAGAGCAGCCUAAGUGUAACUGGAUACAUUUCAAAUCGAUUCCAAACUUUCUAGCCAACUGGUGUAAAAGCAACAAGCACACCACCAUGCACACAAUCCUGCUAUCGCUGUUGGGCUUCCUGGCCGUCGGAAGUGCAUCGCUCAGCCAUCCAGUGUUCGGCACCAAACGGUACAGCCGGGCAAAUUUGCUUCCCUCGAGCGACUACGGAAGUGCCAUUUCGCUGCCAGUUUACUCCCCGAUUCCGCAAUAUUACGACAGUCAACCAGCAGCAUCACAGUACAUGUCGGUCCCUGCGUAUUCGAUGAACCAGGGGGCUGGGGCCGAUUAUUACGACUAUUACAAUAAUUACUACUACAACCCGCCGGUUCAUCGGAGGCACCAAAGGCAGGACCGGCACUAUCUGUCGUUUGGUCUUCCCACCUAUCGAGGGGAAUACAACCCUACUCCAUACUACUACGCACACGCUCCAAGCUACGUCUACUCGGACAGCCGCGAGUCCAGCAAUCCCUUGGACGACCUGCACGAAGAAAUGCUUCAGGAAGACGAGCGAGAACGAGCUCAAGACUUCCUUCCGGUAGGCCAGGAGCAGUGGUAUCAAAGCCCUUCGCGGCACUCGACCGACUCCAACUUCCUCCGGGACCUGAUCAUGUACAACAACCAGAUGGCAUCCCUGCGCGGAAAAUCCCCCGACUCCACCGAAGAAUACGAAGAGUACGAAGACGCCGAACCAGAAUACUACGACGCACCCUACGCAGACAAUCGCAAUACCUAUAAUAGUUUCGUAAACCCGUACCAAAGCAAUACCCGACCCAGUACCUUCACCAAACUCAACAACCUAAGAAACAGUAUGACCAAAAACGCUGUUGAAGACGACGAAGAAGUCCAAGAGCUCAAAUCACUGAUCCAUCAGCAGAAAAACAGCCGACUCCAGGACCAACAGCAGCUGCAGCAACAGCAACAAUUCCUCCAACCCCAAGUUCAAACUCCGAUGCCCUACCAGCAGGACUUCAAACAACAACAGCAGCGAUCCCCACCCAGUAACUUCCAGCAGUACGACGCUCCAUCGACCAGCGAUAGCUGGCAGCAGGACAGUCCCCAGUACAACAACUACGACUACGAACAAGAGUACGACGACAGCUGGAGCCACUGGGAUCGGAAACGAAACGUUCAACCCAAGAAACUGCUACCCCUACUGCUCCCGGCAACGACCCUAGCAACCACAACCCCUAAACCUAGCACCACAACACCCAGCACAACCACCCCCACAACCGCUAAACCCAAGGUAGAAAUCAUCAACGGGCCCAAUGGGCAGAAGGAAGUGGUACUACCGAGGCCAGCUUCCCCGGCCCGUAAUCCGGGGCUACCGACAGCCCAAAAACCGAUGACCACGGUGUUCAAUAUGGUGCAGCAAGCCAAGCCGGGUACGUCUGCUGCUACCGGAAGUCAUCUGAAACAUCCCGGUAGCGUUUACGAUACCAUCAAGAAGAUGAUCGACAUGCAGCAGAAUCUGGAGGCCGCGGAACUGACUCACCAAUUGGACAGCCAGAAGCAUCAGGGCAACCGGGUCCAGAAACGGUUCGUAUCCAGUGCUGAAUCGCUGGUCCAACAACUGGACGGCCUCAAACGAACGGCGUAAAUAUGUAACCAUUAUUAUUGAAUAUUUUCAUUUAUUCUAUACAAAGUUUUCCAAGAGAGAUUAAGAAAUCUAUGUCCAACAAAAAAUAACAACAGCACCACAGAGUUAAAAAUAAAUCCCUUUUUAAUCCGACUUUAUCGGUAAUCACAAAAGAAUGAUAAAAAAAAUUCAAGCGCAAAACACUUCCAGCAACAUUUGUGAACCUUCAGCUGUUUGAUCUUAACUCGCAUCCAACUUUUCUGCUGAAUUUACUCCGCUACUUUGUGACACUCUCUUAGCCAGGAAAAGGCAUACAUUUAUCAAAUUUUCUUAAUAACUUUUCAACAAAUUUUCGAACGAACUAAAACAAAACCAAAAGAAGAAUGAGACAAAGAAAAAGCACAGACACGUUCAAAACGUUGUUGUUUGGCACUAGCAAAUAAAACUCACAGAAAUACAUAAAAAUGGUGAUACUUUUUUAAUCGAUAAUCUAAUUAAUCCUUAAAGGUCAACGCGUCAUUGUCGCGUUUGAUUAAUGUGUGUUUUCCUGCUGAAACGUUAAUGAAAACGAAACGAAUCAAUGACUUGGUCUAGUUUUUUUUGUGAUAGUAGUUUAUCCAGUAUUUUUGUGAUUCACCAAAAAAAUGCAAGAUUUAAAUUCGAAACCACGCUCGACACCUUUUUCCCCAUCCCGAUUCUAGCUAUUGUUAUUAAUCAAUGAUGGGGCGAGGAAAAGGUGGAGAAACUAAUUUAAAAGAGAAAAAACUACACUGAGACACAAAACAAGAGAACACUGAUUGAGACUGAAUUUAUGUAAAUAAUUAUUAAUGGAUAAAGUAGAACAUAUAUAUAUUUAUGAGAAAAAAGAGUGAAUGAUUCCACGAAAAAAAACCGAUUCCAUAGAGUUGAAAUCUAACUUUUGUUUUGAAAAAAAAAAUAUUUAAAUUGAUUUUUUCCCUUUUUGAUUGGAAUUUAUGACUCUGAUUUGAGGAAUAAAAUCUUUAGGAAAAAUUAGACGCUCGUCAUCGUUCAUACCCAAACGAGUUGGCAAAUCUUAAAAUAUUUCGAACGGAUACUGACCGUCUAAUAAAUCCUCCGAAUUGAAAGUUGAAAUCCUUUAAUUUUAAGCUCAAUCCCAUCAGAUCUGUUCAAUUUUGGUUUUAUAAAAAUACCAUCCCAAUUUUCACCCCCAAAAACCCAACCCAAAACACAUGCAAAUAAAUAUCCAUUCAAAGGGCGACCAGAUGGUGGAAAAGACCCUUCCAAUGGCAGCUAGCGCCCACAAAAACAAAACAAAAAAUAAAACGCAAAACCAGAGAGCAUGCGGAUUGUCGGACCGACCCAUCGAGCCGGGUUGCCAGAUCCGUAUCAGAUAUUUAGUACAGAAAACGACGACUCGCGCACGCACACAGGCUCGAUGGCGUUUGAUGAUGGCAAACGAUAGACUUAUCACAUUCACAAUAAAAAAAUUGCAUUCUGGCAGUUCCGGUACAAUACAUUAUUAACCUAUAACUAACUGUAAAUAAACAGCAAAAAAGCAUAGCGAAAAAGGAAAUUUCACCGAAGAGAUUAACAAAAAUGAACAUCUUAAAGAAGGGAAAGUUUAACUACAUAAACAAUAGCGGAAAGUUUCCAUUUGGUGUGAAAAGUGUGAAGAGAGAAUAGGUGAUGAGAGCGGAAACAACGCGAGAGAACGACUAGGAAGGCAGUGUUGCCAGUCUCACAGACUGGUCAAGAAGGUCAAGUAUGUAAAUCGAGAGGUAUUGACUCAACAAACAAACGUAAAAAAAAUUUGUACAUAGUGAGCAUUUUACACACAAAAAAAACUCAGAUAGAAUCAGCAAAUUAUAUUGAUAGGCUUUAUGAAAAAACAAAACCCAUUUUCUACGAAAUGUUUUUCUAUCGAGCUUCACUGGUCAAUGUUUUUAUUUCUAUUUGAGGAAGGCUUUAUUUUGCCACUUCAAUUUGGUCUUUGUUUUUGUUUAUGAAAUUUUCUUCAGGCAGUUUGAAAACUUUGAUCAAUUUACAUGAUUAACCUAUAUGUUCAUUUAUUUACAUUUUUGAAGGCUCAGUAAUUGACUCAUUCUACCAUUAAAUUAAAAAAAAAUGACAUCGAAAACCCAGUUCUUCAUCAAAUUUUUUUUUUAAUUUAGAAAAGGUUUUAUUAAGGCAUUUUACUUAUAAAGUUUUUAUGUGCCGGGAGUAUCUUCAUCAAAAUGAAUCACAACUUUUAUCGGCAGAUCAUUUUUUUUUAUCUAGCAACCGUUUUUAUUUACCAAACAAAGUGUGAAAACUCUUUAACAUUUGCAAAUAGUCUGCGCAGUAGGCGGGAAUCGACGGACGAAAAAAAAUUUCUUAGGAAUUUUUAAUCAGCCAAAAAGGAACUUUAAAGGUUCCUAUCCAUUGUAAACGGAUUUUUAUAUAUCUUGAGAAACCCAAUUUGAAAAAUCUCGUUCUUAGUCAAAUUUCGGUUGGGAAUUUCCCAGAAAUGAGUUGUCAUAGAGUGGGAAAACCAAAACGUGGUUCCUUUCAAAAACUUUGGAAAGCCCCAAACCGAUUGGAUGAUUAAGUAGUGGAACUAACACCAGCAUUAAGAGCCCCAAAAUUCCCACCGGGUCAAUUCCGACCAUGGAUUAAUGUGGAAAGGGGGAGGGGGUCUCUAAUAUACUUGUCCUCCACCUCCGAACGGAUCGGGUUCAGGUUUGAAUGCUUCUGUUUGCCCAAGAAAUUUGCUCCAGGAGGGUUUCCACACACAAACCGCCAUGCUGAGAAACGGCCUCGCGUGCCUGGCCGCAUGACCUAGAGCAGCAGCAGCAGCAGCAGCAUCGAAGAACGCAAGGACAACCGACACAAUUGUCCGGGAGCAAUUAUUUCCGCUCACGCAAUCCCCCGGGUCCGUCUUUCCGAUGACGAAUCAUCCACCAUCAUCGCAGUUUCGUCUUAAUCGAGACAAAUAGGACCUGGACUGAGGUCCCGGAACCAAUCUUACUUAAGAAGUCACCGAGGGGGGAAGACGGACAAAAAAGUCAACAACGGUUGAUAGCUCCCGAAAAAGGAGGAGGGGGGAAAAUCGCGUUUAAUUAUUCCCAAAUUCGGCUUAUUAGGCGGAUUUGAAGCGGCGAAAGCCGAUUUUGUCCGGAAAAACGAGGGGGGGGGGCAGAGAAGAGUACAAGUUUGGGGAAACAGGCCGCUGCCGCCGGGGACAGAAGACUUUUCGUUGGGAAGGACGCCAUUGACGUCAUCAGAGCAGAACAGCAGCAGCAGAACCGAGCGAUAAAGAUAUGAAUGUUUGAUGGCUGUUUUGGAGCGCUUUUUAUUCUACACUCCAUGCGCUCUCCAUGGAUACCGACAAACAGGCAGACGGACGACAGUUGGCUUUCUUGCGCUCUCUUUUUCUCCCGUUUUUUGUUUCUCGGGAAAAUUCUUUCGAGCGACAUCAUAUUGCACACGUGUGUUGUGGCCAAGCUGUUGCUUCGAGGGGUGUCACGAUGUAACCGAAAGGAAUGGAAAAAUGAAAACAACAGUAGGACGGUUUAAUCAAAUCCGGUUAUCCGAAUUGAAUCGUUAGCCACGUGGUCGUAAAAUUGUGUUGGCACAUGUGCACCAUGUGUAGUUAAUUUUCGCUUUCGCAAUUUAUUAGAACUUUACAAAUGUUUGUCAAUUUGAAGUUCCAUUAGAGAAACUCUCACGACACUUUUUAAUUCAAAUAAAUUCUCAAUUUAGCUUUAAAAAAUAUUUUCAGAAAAAUACCUCUUAAAAAAUCAAAAUUUUACAAAUGUAUAAAACUUCAUUUAGAAACAUAAGCGAAAACUGCCACCACUGAAGAUCAGAUUUUUUAAUAGAAAUGGUUAUUUUGUAAUUUUUUUUAACGAAUCCACACAUAGAAGCUCUCAAUGAAACUCCAUGAUUCUUUGAAGAAAUCUAAGUCGACUUAACACUAAAGCGUACAUCUUUCAAGGCGACAAUAUUUGCGCUUCUCUCAUUGGCAGAGAUGCCAUUUUCAUUUUUAUUUCUCCAGUUCCCUAAUUUUUGAAAAAAUAUGUUGGCAACCCUGCUCAUUUGACAAUUAUUUCAAAAUACCAUCAGAUUUUCAAGCAAUCUGAUUACACUGCUAGUCGAAGAGAGAACAACAAGGCUAUUUUCUCACUUGAAGCCCGCGCGGGAGAACAGAUUGAGUCAAAUCGUCUUCAGAGUCUGCAAACAUGCCGGACUUUUUAUCAUAUCCGAUUUAGACCGACUUCAAGUAACCUCUUUCACGAUCGUUUACUUAUUUGUUAGGAAUGGGAACUCGCAUUGAAAUUGUGAACGACUUAAGCUGUAAUUUUGCGAUUUUAUUUUUGCUGGGUAGAAGCUUAAUCGACCCUUCUCCCUUUUCCUAGAGAAUUCUAUACAGCUCAAAAUUUAAGCUUCAUCUUUAACAUGUUCGUCGCCACGGCACCCAUAUUCGGGUGACGGGUGUAUUUCCUGGGGGGGGGCCCGUCACAUCAAAAAGCGUGUGACGCUCUCUAACUUAAGUUUACCGCUCAGCUUCGCCACACGUUUCAAAUAUGGGAGUUCUCCCUCUUUGCUUUCUCUCUCUGAAAAAUUAUUUGGGCCCGGCUAGUAAAACUACCAAAAUGAGCGUGGCGACGAACGUGUUUAGUAGCUUAAGAAAGCUACUUUUAAUUUCUUUCCAGUGGCUGUAUAAAAUGCUAUUCAGCCUCUUAUAGAGGAAAUAAAACCUUUUACGCGCUGGAAAAUCGCAGGACAGAUUACCCUGACAACCAAGUUACAGAUUACUAGAUUGCCAGUCUAUCUAUAUCUCGGUCUAUUUCAUUGAUUUGAUUGUUAACUUUAGUUUUGAUUACCAAAGCUACUUACACUUUGAGAAUUGGACCGCGGUUGUGUUAAGGUUUUGAAUUCGGGCUUAAAAUUCAGAACAUGCAUUCAGACUUUGGAUUGAGACUUUGGAUUCAGUCUUUGGAUUCAGGCUUCGAAUUCAGACUUUGGAUUCAGAAUUUUUGUUCUGAACUUUCAAUUCAGAUCCAGAUUCAGACUUAUGAUUCAAAAUUUGGAUUCAUACUUGAGUUUAAAUUUUGGAUUCAGGCUCUGGAUUCAGACUUUGGUUUCAGACUUUGGAUUCAGACUUUGGAUUCAGAUUUUGGAUUCCAAUUUUCGAUUCAGAUUUUGGAUUCGAACUUUGGAUUCAGAUUUUGGGUUCAGAUUUUGGAUUCAAACUUUGAAUUCAGACUUUGGGUCCAGACUUUAGAUCCAGACUUUGGAUUCAGACUUUGGAUUCAGAUUUUGGAUUCAGAUUUUGAAUUCAGAUUUUGGAUUCAGACUUUCUAUUCAGGUUUUGGAUUCGAACUUUGAACCAAUCCUUUGGACUCAGAUUUUGAAUUCAGACUUUCUAUUAAGAUUUUGGAUUCUGAUCUGUACAGGCUUUGGAUUCAGACUUUAGAUUCAGACUUUAGAUUCGGACUUUGGAUUCAGACUUUGAGUUCAGAUUUUGGAUUCAGACUUUGGGUUCAGAUUUUGGAUUCAGACUUUGGAUUCAGAUUUUGGGUUCAAUCUUUUGAUUAUGACUUUGGAUUCAGACAUUGGAUUCCGAUUUAGGAUACAGUCUUUGUUGGUUUCUGACUUUAGAAUCAAUCUUUGGAUUCAGACAUUGAGUUCAGAUUUUGGAUCGGAUUUCGGAUUCAGACUUUGGAUUCCGAUUUUGGAUUCAGACUUUGGAUUCAGACUUUGGAUUCAGACUUUGGAUUCAGACUUUGGGUUUAAACUUUGGAUGCAGUUUUGUAUUCCAACCUUGGAUUUAGACUUUGGAUUCAGACUUUAGAUUCAGACUUUGGAUUCAGACUUUGGAUUCAGACUUUGGAUUCAGACUUUGGAUUCAGACUAUGGAUUCAGACUUUGGAUUCAGACUUUGGAUUCAGAUUUUGGGUUCAGAUUUUAGAUUCAGACUUUGGAUUCAGACGUUGGAUUCAAACUUUGGAUUCAGACUUUGAAUUCUGACUUUGAAUUCAGACUUUGGAUUCAGACUUUGAGUUCAGAACUUUCGAUUCAGAUAAAGAUUCAGACUUUGGAUUCAAACUUUGGAUUCAGACUUUGAAUUCUGACUUUGGAUUAAGAUUUUUAGUUCCGAAUUUGGAUUCAGACGGUGAAUUCAGAUUUUGGAUUAAGACUUUGGAUUAAUACUUGGAUUUAAACUUUGGGUUCAGAUUCAGGAUUCAAACCUCGGAUUCAGACUUUGGUUUGGAUUCAAACUUUGUAUUCAGACUAUGGAUUCAGAUUUUGGAUUCAGACUUUGGAUUCAGAUUUUGGAUUCAGAUUUUGAAUUCAGACUUUGGAUUCAGACGUUGGAUUCAAACUUUGGAUUCAGACUUUGAAUUCUGACUUUGAAUUCAGACUUUGGAUUCAGACUUUGAGUUCAGAACUUUCGAUUCAGAUAAAGAUUCAGACUUUGGAUUCAAACUUUGGAUUCAGACUUUGAAUUCUGACUUUGGAUUAGGAUUUUUAGUUCCGAAUUUGGAUUCAGACUGUGGAUUCCGAUUUUGGAUUCAGACUUUGGAUUUAGACUUUGGAUUCAGACUUUGGAUUCAGACUUUGGAUUCAGACUUUGGAUUCAGACUUUGGAUUCAGACUUUGGGUUUAAACUUUGGAUGCAGUUUUGGAUUCCAACCUUGGAUUUAGACUUUGGAUUCAGACUUUAGAUUCAGACUUUGGAUUCAGACUUUGAAUUCAGACUUUGGAUUCAGACUUUGGAUUCAGACUUUGGAUUCAGAUUUUGGAUUCAGAUUUUGAAUUCAGACUUUGGAUUCAGACGUUGGAUUCAAACUUUGGAUUCAGACUUUGGAUUCCGAUUUUGGAUUCAGACUUUGGAUUCAGACUUUGAAUUAAGACUUUGGAUUCAGACUUUGGAUUCAGACUUUGGAUUCAGACUUUGGAUUCGGACUUUGGAUUCGGACUUUGGAUUCAGACUUUGAGUUCAGAUUUUGGAUUCAGACUUUUGAUUCAGACUUUGGAUUCAGACUUUGGAUUCAGACUUUGGAUUCAGAUUUUGGAUUAAUACUUUGGAUUCAAACUUCGGAUUCAGAUUCAGGAUUCAAACCUCGGAUUCAGACUUUGGUUUCAGAUUUAGGAUUCUGAGUUUGGAUUCAGACUUUGGAUUCAGACUUUGGAUUCAGACUUUGGAUUCAGAAUUUGAGUUCAGAACUUUCGAUUCAGAUACAGAUUCAGAUUAUGGAUUCAGACUAUGGAUUCAGGCUUUGGAUUCAGAAUUUUUGUUCAGAACUCUCGAUUGAGUUUCAGAUUCAAAUCUUGGAUUCAAAAUUUGGAUACAGACUUUGGAUUCAGACAUUGUAUUAAGCAUUUGGGUUCGAAACUCUUCAGAUCCAGAUCCAGACUAAGGAUCCAAAAUCUGGAUUCAGACAUUGGAUUCAGACUUUGGAUUCAGACUUUGCAUUCUGACUCUGGAUUCUGUCUUUUGAUUCAGACUUUGGAUUCAGACUUUGAAUUCUAACACUGAAUUCAGACUUUGAAUUCAUACUUUGAAUUCAGAUUUGAAUUCCGAAUUUGGGUUCAGCACGUUCGAUUCAGAUCCGGAUUCAGAAUUUAGAUUCAUACAUUGGAUUCAGACUUUGGAUUCGGUUUUUGGAUUCAAAUUUAAGAUUCAAACUUUGGAUAUCCAAGUUUGGAUUCGGGGUUUUGAGCACGAAUUCAAAAAUUGGACGCCGGAUUCAGGUUUCUGUAUUCAGGAUUCGAGUUUCGGAUUUGAUUUGGGAGUUCGAUAUCGGCACGCGGAUUGGGAUUCGAUCUCGUAUUCAACAUUCUGAUUCGAUGUUUUGGUUCGGAUUUCACGGAUUCGGAAUUCGAAAUACAAACACCGGAUGCGAAAAACGAAUUUCGAAUCUGAGUUCAGAAUUUUGUAUUCAAGAUUCGGAUCGAGAAUUCGGGUUUGCAAACGGAUUCUGUUUCGGAUUUUAGAUUCGUAAUUGGGAUUCAGAAUACGAAUUCAGAAUUGAAUUCAAAAUCGUAAUUUGAGCUUAGAAUUUAUGUCCCAAAAUAUGGAUUUCAAAUUCGGAUUCGAGUUCCAGAUUCAGACUUCGUUAAAUUACGUCAAAAUUUCUCUAUAGGAAUUCUGAUUUCGGCCUAGGAAUUCGGAAUUCUUAAAUAUCCAAUGUCUAAAUCUUGUUAAUUUGAAACCGGAACUAGGACACACAAUUCAGAUUUGGAUUUGGAAAUCGGAUUUGGAAAUUCGCCAUUCGGAUAUUGACUACGGAAUUCGGGAGUAGAAUUUGGAUUUCGAAUUCCCAACUCGGAAUUCGCAUUGAUCAUUAGUGAAUUGAUUUUUCGGCUUUCAGUCCCAAGAGUCUUGGGCCAACAGUCGCCCCAAAAAGAGAAUUCGCAUUCGGAAUUUUUAGUUUCUUAUUUCGAACUCGAAUACGAAUUUGAAGUUUGCUACCGGAAUUCUGAUCCGCAACUCUGAUUAGAUUCAGAAUAAGGAUUAAGAUUCAAUAUUUAGACUUGAAUUAAAAAUCAGAACUCAUAUGUAAUUUUUACGAACUUCAGCAAAAUUUAUAAUUUCACAGAAUUUAGAAUAAUUUGAAUUUUGAAUCCAUUACCUACAUAUUUAAGAAACUUUGAACCGGUGAAUAUAGAAAAUAUCAUUUCCAUCUUAAGGCAAACUCAUACAGCAAGUGAAUUCCACCCGAAGGGGUUUUCCGUCAAGAUGAAAACCAAAAUCCAAAAUCCAUUAGAAUUGACCUUUACCGAAAAGGAUAACAUUAUCUGCAUACCUACCUUCUCGUGUUUUGCCGAGGAAAAAUAAAACCUUCCUCCUGCAUUCCCAUCACCAAGGAGAGAGAAUUUGCUCUUAUUCGUGACAGCAGCCGCCUCCUUCUUCUGUCUGUCAAUUCUUUCCUCCCACUAAGCGUUGGUGUAGAUGGGUGUUCCACGUGUUGCUGAAUACAAGUUGUUUUUUUUUGGGGGGGGGG
This is a messenger RNA of Uranotaenia lowii, 11065 nucleotides long. RefSeq lists its product as uncharacterized. The transcript has 3 exons. Bases 561 to 2111 code for a protein of 516 amino acids. The record is from RefSeq and is a predicted model, not a curated record. NCBI's taxonomy places the organism in Eukaryota, Metazoa, Arthropoda, Insecta, Diptera, Culicidae.